AUGGAGCCCCUGCUUCGGAAAAGGUCAGAUUGCAGAGCCUGGGCUACCCUCAGGGAAUCUCCGUCUUCGAAGCUUGUUGCUGUCGCUGUCUGUCUGUUCGUCCGUCCGUCCGUCUCGCCACCGUCGCCAGAGGAUUCUAGGCCGCCACCUUCGUGCCGACAUCGUCCAGCCAGCUGCCCGGAGAGAUUCUUCGACCCGCUUUCACCGCCUGCCGGAGGGGCUGCUGCACCUCGCGCCACCGCCGCCGCCGUCUUCGCCCCCUCUCGCGCGCCGCCACUAUGUCCCUACCCACCACCUAUAUCAUUUUCACCUCUGCCUCCACUGCUCCGACCACCAUCACACGGAGCUCAUCUUCCACCCCCAGUCCCGUCCACCCUUCCCUCCCUGUCCACCCCACUCCUUGGCCAUUUUCGGCUGUAA
Molecule: messenger RNA, 420 nt
Organism: Schistocerca gregaria
Lineage: Eukaryota; Metazoa; Arthropoda; Insecta; Orthoptera; Acrididae
Exons: 1
Coding region: 1-420 (139 amino acids)
Source: RefSeq, a predicted model, not a curated record